AUGCAGUUCACCGCUAAAGCUCUGGCUAUCUUUGCCGCUUCCCUGGUUGCAUUGACUGCCUCCGCUCACCCCAGCUGUGAGACCGGAGCCAGAUGGCCUGACCAGCGCGAUUGCCAUAACUUCUACGAGUGCGCUGCUGGUGGAGUUCCGGUCCGCAAGACCUGUGGACCUGGAACGGCAUACGACUCUCGGUUCAGCAUUUGUGAUUAUGAGCACAAGGUUCCGUCCUGCCAUGGACAUGGCCCUGUCGGCCACAACGAGCCACACGGUCAUGGUGAAGUGAAGGGCCACAACAACGGCGAGCAAGAGCACGGUGAGAGCAAGGAUCAGGGUAAGGGAAGGCAGGAGCAGGGCAAGGGAAAGCAGGAGGAGGGUCAUGGGAAGGAGCAGGGAAAUGGCGAGCAAGAGCACGGUGAGGAAAAUGGCCAAGGCAAGGGCCAGCAGGAGAACGGUGAAGGGAAUCAUUAG
Messenger RNA from Aspergillus nomiae NRRL 13137, 468 nucleotides. RefSeq names its product chitin binding domain protein Peritrophin-A. The coding region runs from base 1 to 468 and encodes 155 amino acids. NCBI's taxonomy places the organism in Eukaryota, Fungi, Ascomycota, Eurotiomycetes, Eurotiales, Aspergillaceae. The record is from RefSeq and is a predicted model, not a curated record. Gene Ontology annotation, cellular component: extracellular region. The transcript has a single exon. Gene Ontology annotation, molecular function: chitin binding.